Molecule: messenger RNA, 3372 nt
Organism: Hyaena hyaena (striped hyena)
Lineage: Eukaryota; Metazoa; Chordata; Mammalia; Carnivora; Hyaenidae
Gene: TTC7B
Product: tetratricopeptide repeat domain 7B
Exons: 21
Coding region: 69-2651 (860 amino acids)
Biological process (GO): phosphatidylinositol phosphate biosynthetic process; protein localization to plasma membrane
Cellular component (GO): plasma membrane
Molecular function (GO): protein binding
Source: RefSeq, a predicted model, not a curated record
CGGCGGCGGCGGGGCCUGCGGGGCCUGCGGGGCCUGCGGGCGGGCGGGCCGGGCCCGGCCAGGCCGCGAUGGCGACCAGGAAGGCGGGCUCGCGGCUCGAGACGGAGAUCGAGCGCUGCCGCUCCGAGUGCCAGUGGGAGCGGAUCCCCGAGCUCGUCAAGCAGCUGUCGGCCAAGCUCAUCGCCAACGAUGACAUGGCUGAACUCCUCCUCGGGGAGUCGAAGCUGGAGCAGUACCUGAAGGAACACCCCCUGCGGCAGGGGGCCAGCCCCCGAGGCCCCAGGCCCCAGCUGACCGAGGUCCGCAAGCAUCUGACCGCCGCUCUGGACCGGGGAAACCUGAAGUCAGAGUUCCUACAAGAAUCCAAUCUGAUCAUGGCCAAGUUGAAUUAUGUGGAAGGAGAUUAUAAGGAGGCCCUCAACAUCUAUGCCCGGGUGGGCCUCGAUGAGCUGCCGCUGACCGCCGUGCCCCCUUACAGGCUGCGCAUGGUUGCGGAGGCCUACGCUACCAAAGGACUUUGUUUAGAGAAGUUGCCUGUUUCCUCUUCUACCAGUAACCUCCACGUGGACCGGGAGCAGGAUGUCAUCACCUGCUAUGAGAAAGCAGGCGACAUUGCACUCCUAUACCUCCAAGAGAUAGAAAGGGUAAUACUUACCAAUAUUCAAAACAGAAGCCCUAAGCCUGGCCCUGCUCCCCACGAUCAAGAACUAGGUUUUUUCCUAGAAACAGGACUUCAGAGAGCCCAUGUCCUCUAUUUCAAAAAUGGGAACUUGACAAGAGGAGUCGGGAGAUUUAGAGAGAUCCUCAGAGCGGUAGAAACAAGAACAACUCAAAACCUGCGAAUGACGAUAGCCAGGCAGUUGGCGGAGAUCUUGUUGCGGGGUAUGUGUGAACAGAGCUACUGGAACCCUCUGGAGGAUCCACCCUGCCAGUCACCUCUGGACGAUCCUCUCCGGAAAGGAGCAAACACAAAAACCUACACCCUCCCUCGGAAAGCCCGCGUCUACUCAGGAGAGAACAUUUUUUGUCCUCAAGAAAAUACUGAGGAAGCCCUCUUACUACUGCUGAUUAGUGAGUCGAUGGCCAACCGGGACGCUGUGCUGAGCCGGAUCCCCGAGCACAAGAGUGACCGCCUCAUCAGCCUGCAGAGCGCAUCUGUGGUCUACGAUUUACUGACCAUUGCCCUUGGAAGGAGGGGCCAGUAUGAGAUGCUGUCGGAGUGCUUGGAAAGAGCCAUGAAGUUUGCCUUUGAGGAGUUCCAGCUCUGGUACCAGUUUGCCCUGUCCCUCAUGGCCGCUGGAAAAUCUGCCCGUGCCGUGAAGGUGUUGAAAGAGUGUAUCCGUCUGAAGCCUGACGAUGCCACCAUCCCGCUCCUCGCCGCGAAGCUGUGCAUGGGCUCCCUUCACUGGUUGGAAGAGGCCGAGAAGUUUGCCAAAACCGUCGUCGAUGCGGGAGAGAAAACGUCAGAGUUCAAGGCCAAAGGCUACUUAGCUCUGGGGCUCACGUACAGUCUGCAGGCCACUGACGCUUCUUUGCGAGGGAUGCAGGAGGUCCUACAGAGAAAGGCGCUUCUUGCAUUUCAGAGGGCCCACAGUCUGUCGCCUACAGAUCACCAGGCAGCUUUCUACCUGGCGCUGCAGCUCGCCAUCUCCAGACAGAUACCAGAGGCUCUGGGGUACGUCCGCCAAGCUCUUCAACUUCAAGGCGACGAUGCCAACUCCUUGCACCUUCUCGCCCUCUUACUGUCUGCACAAAAGCAUUACCACGACGCUCUGAAUAUCAUUGACAUGGCCCUGAGUGAAUAUCCAGAAAAUUUUAUACUACUGUUUUCCAAAGUGAAGGUGGAGUCGCUGUGCCGGGGCCCAGACGAAGCGCUCCUCACGUGUAAGCACAUGCUGCAGAUAUGGAAAUCCUGCUACAACCUAACCAACCCCAGUGACUCUGGACGUGGGAGCAGCCUCUUAGAUAGAACCAUUGCUGACAGACGACAGCUUAACACAAUUACCUUGCCAGACUUCAGCGAUCCCGAGACAGGCAACUCUCCAGAAGUUCACUUUCAUGGUUUCCCCUCCCUUUUCUCAGUUAGCUCCGUCCACGCCACUUCAGUAGCAGCCUCGAGAGUGGAGCAGGCCUUGUCGGAAGUGGCCUCGUCUCUGCAGAGCAGCGCCCCCAAGCAGGGCCCGCUACACCCCUGGAUGACGCUGGCGCAGAUCUGGCUCCAUGCAGCCGAAGUCUACAUUGGCAUUGGGAAGCCUGCAGAAGCCACAGCCUGCACUCAGGAAGCCGCCAACCUCUUCCCCAUGUCCCACAACGUCCUGUACAUGCGUGGCCAGGUGGCCGAGCUCCGGGGAAACCUCGACGAAGCGCGGCGCUGGUAUGAAGAAGCCUUAUCCAUCAGUCCCACCCACGUGAAGAGCAUGCAGCGACUGGCCCUGAUCCUUCAUCAGCUGGGCCGCUACAGUCUGGCAGAGAAGAUCCUCCGCGACGCAGUGCAGGUGAACUCGACGGCCCACGAGGUCUGGAACGGGCUGGGCGAGGUCCUUCAGGCUCAGGGCAACGACGCGGCGGCCACCGAGUGCUUCCUGACGGCCCUGGAGCUGGAGGCCAGCAGCCCCGCCGUGCCCUUCACCAUCAUCCCCCGGGUGCUCUGAGCAGGCACCUGCCAGCCUCACUGCCCCUCAGGCCCGGGAGCCCCGAGGCCAUGGCCGGACGUGCGAUUGACCACAGCGAACUAACCAAACACCACGCCCCGAUCAUCGCUCUCUCCACCUGCAUUUCUGUUGUUGUUUUGGCCAGCCCAGUGAUAGUUCCCGAACCCACCGACAUUGUUCAAAAUGAAUUAUGUGCCAUAUUCUGUUAGCUGACAUCCGAGUUUUAAGUAAAACGAUAAUGGAAUUAAUGAGCAAAUGUAGAAGAAUAUAUUCAAAGUUGAAGUUCAGUGGCAGAGCAGAUUAUUUUUAUCAGAGCUGUAAAGAAAACCCUCCUCCCCAUCACCACGCCUCCCCCAACCUCGGCCGGGAAACCAAACGUGAAUUUUCUGGUUCCCACCUCAGUCCUAGUCGAAGCCAGGACACCAGCUGACAGUUUCUCGAUUUCGUUGUCAAUAACUGUACCAUGUGAUGAAUUCCUCUCCUCACUUAGAACAAAGCCUGAGUCCGAGAAUAUUUAUAUUUCACCGAUAUAUGCCUGUUACAAGAGAAGGGAAUAGGAGCUAUUUAAGUUUAACUUUUUUAUGUGAAUUCAGAGUUUAUUUAUCGAUGGAAAUAUGUACAAAGAAGCUUCAAAUGGAAUAUUUACCGACAUUCCUUAUACAUGACAGACACUUGGCUAAAUGGGAAGAUGAUGUUAAUAAUAAAAUGAUUUUUAAAUGGA